GGUUGUAAGAAAAAAAAACAUGUAUAUGGUUGGGGCUUUGUGUUGUAAGUGCGAAGAGUGAAGAGAGAAGUAACGAAACAAUAAGAGCUGGGGAAAGUGGUGGGAACGAAGAAGCCAACAAAGACAAAUCAAGGAGAAAAGAAAAAAGCUCUAAUGCUUUUUUGGGUUUGUUUCUCACCAGCUAGAGUUGUUUAGAAGCUCAUCUUAAGCAUUGUGGCAGUGACCUGAGCAUUUAGCUAUUUGAGUAGAAGAUAUGAGCUACAGCAGCUCCUCAAUGAGUUCUGGUAGUGGGAGUUCUAGAAGGGCAUUUGAGUUUGGGAGGACCCAUGUGGUCAGACCUAAAGGGAAACACCAGGCAACUAUAGUUUGGCUACACGGCCUUGGUGACAAUGGCUCGAGCUGGUCCCAACUCUUGGAAUCUCUUCCUCUUCCAAAUAUUAAAUGGAUUUGCCCAACUGCUCCUACACGGCCUGUAGCUAUAUUCGGUGGAUUUCCUUGCACUGCUUGGUUUGAUGUUGGGGAGAUUUCACAAGAUGUUCCUAGUGAUUUGGAGGGUUUAGAUGCUUCUGCAGCACAUGUUGCCAAUCUUUUGUCAACAGAGCCUCCUAACAUCAAACUUGGUAUUGGGGGCUUCAGUAUGGGUGCUGCAACUGCACUUUACUCAGCUACAUGCCAUGUUUUGGGGCACUAUAGGAAUGGAAACAUUUACCCUAUCAACUUAAGUGCUGUUGUUUCUUUGAGUGGCUGGCUUCCUUGUGCAAGGACCUUGAAGAAUCAAAUUGAACAAUCACGUGAUGGUAUAAGGCGUGCAGCAUCGUUGCCCUUAUUUCUCUGCCAUGGAAAAGGUGAUGAUGUGGUUGCAUACGAACACGGAGAGAAGUCUGCAAUAGCCUUAAGUUCAGCAGGAUUCCCAAAUCUUAUGUUUAGGAGCUACAAUGGGUUGGGUCACUAUACAAUCCCUGAAGAGACUGAUGAAGUUUGCAGGUGGCUAACUGCAAAUCUGGGAUUGGAGGGGUUUCGGUUGAACUAGAGAAGAAAAGUUGAAAGAGGUGACAAAUAUAAAAAGAUAGUUUUUAAUUUAGGCGAAUGAAAGAGGCGCUAUAGAAUAGAUAGUGGUGUGUGGUGGGGGUAUAUUGGUUAUGGUAUAGCUGCUUCCUUCUCUUUUAUAUUUUCAUGCUACUCAAUAAAUGUUCUUAACCUUUAGUGCUUUGAUGGAAGGACAUGGAUAGUUUCCUUUACAUCCAGCAAAUUUUGUUUAUUUCAUUUGGGCAUGGAUAUCUAUGUUGCUUUCUGUAUUCA
Messenger RNA from Vigna angularis (adzuki bean), 1299 nucleotides. RefSeq lists its product as uncharacterized. Gene Ontology annotation, molecular function: hydrolase activity. NCBI's taxonomy places the organism in Eukaryota, Viridiplantae, Streptophyta, Magnoliopsida, Fabales, Fabaceae. The coding region runs from base 254 to 1030 and encodes 258 amino acids. The record is from RefSeq and is a predicted model, not a curated record. The transcript has 10 exons.